AUGUCAAUUACCGUGGGCAUCGCUGGUCUUACUGGCAAGUUUGCUCAGUGCGUGGUGAAGAAAUUGCACGCAUGUCAUAAUGUGACGAUCAAGGGCUUUUGCCGGAAUCCGCAAAAGCUGCCACAGCUGGCUAUGGAAAAGUAUAAGAUCGAAGUCAUACAGGGCGAAUUUGAUGAUGAGCAGGCCAUCCAAAAUUUCGUUGGAGGAACUGACAUUGUAAUAUGCUGCUACUUUGGCAACACUGAUGUCAUGACUCGGGGUCAGAAAAUUCUGAUCGAUGCCUGUGUGAAGGAGGGCGUCCCACGGUAUCUACCAAGCGACUUUGCAGUCGAUUACACUAACAUCCCUACUGGAGAACUGUUCCCCAAGGAGUCGGCUCAGAUUAUUAAAGACUAUCUGGUGGAAAAAAAGCUUGCGGGGGUGCAUGUUCUGGUCGGUGGUCUGAUGGAAACAUUUUGGAGCGAAUUUUUCCAGAUCUUCGAUUCCAACACCCAAACACUCAUCUUCUGGGGCACGGGGAAUGAGAAGUGGGAUCUGACGACAUACGAAACUGCUGCUGCCUAUGUUGCAGCUCUGGCAGUCGACAAGAACGCCUCCGGUGUUUUCCGAUUUCGGGGAGACGUCAAGAGUGUUUUUGAUAUCAAGGAGAUUUACGAAAAGGUCUAUGAAUCUCCCCUCCACUUAAAGCGUCUCGGGUCUCUUGAGGAGCUCUACAGUACAGUCAAGGAACGAUUUGAGAAGGACCCGAACAACAUUAUGGCAUGGGCUCCCGAUUGCUUCGUAUAUUGGUGCACAAACGGUGUUGCAAGCCUUGGUGACGAUCUUGAUAACAAAAAAUACCCUCGAAUCGUCCCAGCCAAUAUGGAGAGCUUCUUGAAAACUCACAAGAGGGCAGAUAUUGCGGUUGCGGAUCGCUAUAUUGGCUUCUAG
This is a messenger RNA of Trichoderma gamsii, 930 nucleotides long. RefSeq lists its product as hypothetical. The transcript is spliced from 3 exons. Lineage: Eukaryota; Fungi; Ascomycota; Sordariomycetes; Hypocreales; Hypocreaceae. The record is from RefSeq and is a predicted model, not a curated record. The coding region runs from base 1 to 930 and encodes 309 amino acids.